CUGCUUUUAAGUUGUCCGCACAAAAGCCGGUCUUGAUUUUGGCAUUCUAUCGUUAAAACAGUUGAAAACCACGUUUGCUGUUAAAAUAAGCGAAAAAAAAGUCGCAUAUUUGAAUACUGGGUGUAUACGGACGACUUAUCACACUUUGUUAUAUGUUCUGCGUCACUUUUUUGAAUCGGCAGCUAAACUGGCAAUCGUCUGUGCUAUUCGUUGACACCCCGCACACCGAAAAAAAAAAAAACACUACUGAAGAGUAACCUCUGCUACCCGUCAUAAGUUGUGAGUUUUAAAGUUAAAAAGUGAAAAAUUUUAUAUCCAAGCGUCUAUUUUAAUAAGAGCAAUAAUUUACCAAUGGUCACAGUUUGAAAGUUACGGGGAUUUUUUGGCUCUAACGAACCAGCUGCCGCCGAAAUGAACUCGUAUCACGUUUUGUCGCUGGUGGGAGAGGGCUCAUUUGGACGGGUUUACAAGGGAAGGAGAAAGGGUAGUGGCAUGGUGGUGGCUCUUAAGUUCAUGCCAAAGCUGGGUCGCUCUGAAAACCAGCUACGAAGUCUCAAAAGGGAAAUUGAAAUUAUGAGGGACCUUCGGCAUCCCAAUAUUGUCCAGCUCUUUGACAGUUUUGAGACUGAAACUGAGGUUGUGAUUGUCACUGAGUACGCAGAGGGCCAGUUGUUCCAGAUCCUUGAGGAUGAUGGAAACUUACCAGAGAGCCAGGUCCGUGAGAUUGCCUGCCAGCUGGUCUCUGCUCUGUACUAUUUACAUUCCCAUCGCAUUCUUCACCGUGACAUGAAACCCCAAAACAUCCUGCUAGAAAAAAGCGGUGUGGUGAAGCUCUGUGACUUUGGGUUUGCCAGAGCGAUGAGCGUCUCCACCUUAGUGCUGACUUCUAUCAAGGGAACGCCGCUGUACAUGUCCCCUGAGCUGGUGGAGGAGAAACCAUAUGACCACACUGCUGAUCUCUGGUCUUUGGGAUGCAUCCUUUAUGAGCUCCACACGGGGGCGCCUCCGUUCUACACGAACUCCAUCUUCAAACUAGUGCAACUCAUUGUGAAAGACCAAGUGAAAUGGCCAGAAACCAUGAGCAGCACUUGCACGAGCUUCCUGAAAGGCUUGUUGACCAAAGACCCCCAGAAACGGUUGUCAUGGCCUGACCUCUUGUACCAUCCCUUUGUUGCUGAUGGUGUUCUAGUUUUGCCAGCCACAAAUGUGUCCAGGCCCUUGACUGUCACACCCAGCCCUGACAUGCUGGCGUUGAAACUCCAGCAAGUGGCAGAGAAGACUGUACCAGCUUCUGCAGAAAGCAGAUUGCUGCGAAAGGUCAGGGAACAAACAGAAAACUGUAAUAAGAGGAAACCACCAGGAAGUGACAGUGCCAAAAAAAAUAAGGAUGGAAGGGAAAAUGGUGCGAUGGCAGCAGCAAUGUCCCCUAGAGUGUGCAAUCCCAAGCCCUCUCGUGGCGAUGUUUCUGUCAUCUCGGGUCAGCUGGAUAUGAUGGCUGCUAAUCAAAGCCUCGGACCGAAGAUUCAAGCUAGCUCAACAUCAAAGCACAGGGGUCAGAUAAGCAUAGACUACGAACGGGAAUUUCCCUCUAUAGAGAUCGGGCCGCGACUUGUGCGGAGAUGCAGGGAGGAAAGCCACACCUCACUGCAAUUGCAGGAUGUAAACAACAAGGAAUACUGGGAGAAUCUGGCCGAACUAUCCGAUCCCAGCAGACAAACGAGAGAGAUCUUAGAUUACAGCAUAAUUAUAUCUCAAAUUAAAUCCAAGAUCCAGGCAUUUAAAGCUCAGCUAAAAGGAGGCGUGGUAAAAGAAGUUCAGCAGAUUCAGCAACCAAUGAGGGUCCUACAUAAUCUGCUAGUGAUGGCCGAGGUUGAGAAGUUGAAUCAUGUUGGCCGUGAACUUGGACUACCCUGCGUCCUCUUUGGCCUGAUCCAGGAUACUGUAGAAAGCUCAGAUUUCAUUAAGCACCAGCAGAGUAUCCCCGUCCUUCAAGAAAUGAUCACAGUGAUCCUGAUCUACUGGGAGAAGAACUGUGCCUGGGUGGAACAAGAACAAAGCCUGGAAGAGUUCACCAAGUCCUUCAAAACAAUUCUUAGUCAACCAAAUCUCAGUCGUCUGGUCCCUCUGGCUGCUAGUGUUUUGUCUCUCUUCACACAACACAAUGUUGAUGUCGAAGUUGAUGUGGAGCAUCUAAUAUGCUUGCUGAAAACUCUGGUCUUGGACCCAUGUGAGCCCCACAUUUCUCCACCCUCUGGUUGGGGACUCUGUGAUGGCCUGCUGUCUUUGUUCCUAGAUGCACUUAAUGAGCAUGAGAAUGGCCCUUUGCCCUCGGGUUUAAAUCCAGUUUUCUUCCUGAAUCUGUGGAAAAAGAUCGGUGCUUCCCUAGAAGGUGCAACAUCAGACUCUGACUUCUGUUCAGCAAAUGGGCUGUAUUUCUUGCUCUCUGCUUUGCUGUUUGUCUUCACCAAAGAUCCACGUUUGUGCAUUCCUCUGUUUUGUGAUGUUGGAUCAGAAUGUGUGUACGCUCUCGGCCGCCUGCUGGGCACCGAGUGUCUUCAUUUGUUUGCCAAGGGCAAUCCUGGGAGACCCAGGUUGGAUCUGAGUCACAACACUUUAUCCACACUGAGCUGCCACUUGUUAUGUUUUCCAUUCGCCCUGGACCUGCCUCCACACACCAUGUCCACGGUUCUCCAGUUGUAUGACAGCUGUGGUAUUGUUACAAGCCUCCUGCAGGUAAUUCAAACCCUUCCUCUUCAGCUACUGGAGCUGCCUCUUUCCCUUCUGAGCCGCUUGCUCCUGUGUGAUCCCCCCCACUCAAUUGACCACCUCACAAAAGCAGCUUCUUGCUUUUUCUCGCCAUCCUGGGACGAUCAGCUCCCUGCCUCCAGCCGUCAGAGUCGUCCAACCAGAACUGCCAGCUCUCUGCUCCUCAAACUCCUGCAGCUGGAAAUUCUGUGGGAAGCCGCUCUGGAGCUCCUCACUCUAUUGUCUUGCAUAGCCCGUUGUCCCUCCUGUCCCUUUCAGCUUUAUGUAGAAACCUCAGUGCUGCAACAUGCACUGGCUCACUCGAAUGAGCAGAUCAGGGCUGCCACGUGUAGAUUUUUAGGAAAUUUGGAUCCAUUCAGGCCUCUCACACAACACACCCUCCAACCUGACAUUUUCAAAGCCAUGAUAAACUGUCUUAAUGAUUCUUGCGUGCCUGUCCGGCAGGUUGCUUGCCGGUCAGUUGGGAACUGGUUAGGCUGUAUUGCAGCUGGGCUGCAUAUGGAUAGAUCCAAUGAGAAGGGGAUAUAUAGAGGGAGAUGCUGCACAGGAAAGCAUCAAAAUAAACAGAGGUAUUCAGAUAUUGAGGCAGCAAGUGAUUUGGAAACAAUAAGAGAGCAGAGAAUGGAGGAGGUGGUGGAGAGGAGGUGGACACAUGAAGCCAGGAGGACCGUGGCCAUGCUGGUAUCUCUAAUCUGUGAUCCUGAUGCCCUCACACGUCGUCACUGCUGCGCUGCCCUGGGAAACCUGCUAAAUGUUGAUGGAGCUGUAUCCUUGUUGCUGGAGGAAAAUGUGCCCGGCUUACUUCUAAGAACUGCAUGCACAGAUUCCCAUAGUGCAGUGAGAAAAGCUGCCAUAGGAUCUUUAUACCUGUACAGCCAGCAGGAUGCCAUGCGUCAGGUCCUGAUGUCUCUUGAUGCCAGUAAGAAGCUUGUUCAGACUUCACACCAUGCUCCUCCACAGUGUGACUAUCAGCGGCUCAUUGGACAGCUGACUCCACCAGAAGAGUCAGCAGCUUAAACACCUGCUCCCUGUUUAACUUUACAACAACAUAUUUGUCUGAAGCCAUGUUAGAGAACGACAGUUUCCCCGUUUAUGAAUCAAAAUAAAACUGUUUUUACUGUU
Molecule: messenger RNA, 3888 nt
Organism: Oreochromis niloticus (Nile tilapia)
Lineage: Eukaryota; Metazoa; Chordata; Actinopteri; Cichliformes; Cichlidae
Gene: stk36
Product: serine/threonine kinase 36 (fused homolog, Drosophila)
Exons: 20
Coding region: 412-3783 (1123 amino acids)
Biological process (GO): smoothened signaling pathway; protein phosphorylation
Cellular component (GO): cytoplasm
Molecular function (GO): ATP binding; protein kinase activity
Source: RefSeq, a predicted model, not a curated record